GCACUCUAGCGACAAAACAACUUAACUAAGAGGAGGUAACUCUAGCUUUUUUUGCGUCAUCUUUUUACAAAUCGAAAAUAAUUUUGCUUAUGACAAGUCCUUACCAGAAAUGGAUCUGAAGGUGAGAGAAUGCGAAAUUUAAAUGUUUCUUUUGUUUUGCAUAUUUACAUUUUUAAUUAAUCAAGGAUAUGAUUAUAAAAAAUAUGUAUCAAUCAUCGUAUCUCGGUGAAUUUGUUACUCGGGAGGAUAAACCACCACAGCAAAACAACACUAAUGUCGAGGGCGUAGAUGAAUCCUUUUUAACGAAACACCCACUUCAUUUGAAUGUCGAUAAAAAAACUGCAUCAUCAAUUCUGUCGUUAGAAAAUGAUUGUGAAUAUUUUUUCAUUGCUUUCCGACGUCCAGAAGUGCGGAAGAGCACUUUACCAGUAGGGGGCCUUUAUUUCACCCUUCCUGACGAUCAAGAUAUUGAGCCUAAAGUUGAUGAAGACACUAAUUUAAUAUGUGUCGUGUUUAUUGAUGAAACCCUGGUUCCCCCUCCAUUCCCAACUAAUCGGGAGCUGGACGAAGGUAGUGAAGUAGAUGAAAAAUCAAACCUAAUCAACUCUAAAGUCCAUCUAUAUUGCACUAACCAGUUUUUACAACACUAUGGUUGGGAACCAUCACAGAAUAUAGUUUUCAGAAGGAUAAUACCCUUUCCUCUGGAGAAAGUUAUUUUGUUUGUUAAGGAUUUAGAUACGUAUAAGGCAUUAAAAAACUUGGAUUUUCGUCAUCUUCUUUUGCAAGUAUGUAAACAUGGUGUUUUGGUGCGGACCAAUGAUUUGUUUCUUGCAUUAUGGGUUCCUGGAAAGCUUAAUUCUUCAGUACCGAACUACUUUCAACAUAUUGUGGUCACUGAAUGUUGUCCUUUUAGACAAGGUCUACUAACAGCUAAAACUGAAAUAUUUACUAUACACGAGGAAACUAGUUCUUCAAAUCCUCGCAGGUCUCGCAUGGAUUGUUUGUCUAAAGACAGUUUAUUCUUCUCAACCUUCUGUCCAUGGAGCAAAAAGCCUAAAGACAACAGUUUAGAUAUCAAUAUAAUGGUACCUGCAAAAAUUGUUGGUGAUAAGAGACUCAGAGAUGUGAUGAUACGAACUGAUUCAGAUCAAGAAUUUGAUCCAAACUAUAUUAUAUGCAUGUCUCGAAAACUGAUGUUGGCCAACAAACUAUUUGACAGUAGUAUUGUUGAAGUGUAUUGUAUUGGGAACAAAGUCGAACUUUUCCGAGAAAAAGAUGAUAUAUUUGAAAAUGACUUUGAAUCUUCUCCAAAAAGGACCACAAUUGUUCGCUCCAAGAUGGCAAUGGUGAAGUGUCUUGGAAGGAGGUAUGAUAAAUCUCGCUUUGCUUUCAUUUCUCCAAUUCUGCUGUUCAAUAUACAAGUACCUCCACAACACCUCCCUACUACAAGUGUAGCAAUUGUCAUUAAGAAACUACAAAAUGUUAAUGGAAAGCAAACAAACGAUUCCUUUUUAGAUAAUUUGAAACUCUGGAAUAUAGUGAUUGCCAAAAAGGUCAUUUUCAGCCUAAUUAAAACACCUGGUAGUGAGGAUUUACCUUCUAAGGAACUUGAAAAAUAUUUUACAUAUCCUCGUCUAAUGGAAAAGGGUGAUAUUUUCUGCAUAAAAAUAAAAAAUAGUAGCCUCUCCCAGACAGACCUUUCCUUUGAAAAGAGUUCGAUUUUCUAUCUUAAGGUUGAGAACAUCAAACCAAACCUUGAACAUGGUGAUAGACAUCUUGUACAUCCAAAACAUACAACUACAAGUCUCAAAGAAAAUUAUACUGCCCAUAGCUUUGUACCUUAUCUCCUCAAUGACUCACCCCCUUACUGGUGUCAGUCUAAACCUGCUGGACUGGAAUCUUAUGUGGAAAACUUGUUAAGAUUGAUUUUACCAUUUCUUAAUGACACACUGGAUGCAAAAGUUCAAGAAAUUCUAUCUCCCACUAUAUUAAUAUCUGGUCCUAGUGGUGUUGGCAAGACAACUGUAAUUGAUGCAGUGGCAAGAACAUUAUGUCUGCAGGUCAUCAAAGUAUGCUGUCAAGAUCUCAGCAGUAUGUCACCAUUUACCAUGAUUGAGAAAAUUAAAAAUAUUGUUCGGACAGCAAAAGAAUAUUCCCCAUGCAUUCUAGUAUUGAAAAAUUUGGAAUUUUUGGGUCGCUCAGAAAAGCAUAGCAUUGAUAUGAAGAUAGGUACGUUUUUUGUUGAUAUUCUGCAGCAAGCUAAGCGAUAUGCUUUAGAUUAUCCUAUGUUGAUUAUUGGGACCACUGAAAAUAUACAAGAAUUGCAACCUAAUAUUCCAGAGGGAUUUCUACAUCAUAUGAAAAUGCAAGUUCCUUCUGAAGCUGAACGUGCAAUUAUAUUCACUAAUUUGACAGAAGAUGUAUACUUUUCUGGUGAUGUAUCAUCAACUUACAUCAGUCGGCGUACUGCAGGCUAUGUGUUAGGGGAUAUAGUUGAUCUGGUGAAAAGGGCACAAGCAGAAGCCUACAAACGGGUGACUGAUUUUGUGGGAAUUAAAGACAAAAAAUGGCACGAGACACAUAAUGAUCUUUGUACUUCAGGUGUAGUCAUACAACAUUGUGAUUUUGAAAAUGCACUUGAUAGUUUACAGGCCUCACAAGCAGAUGAACUAGGAACACCUAAAAUUCCCAAAGUUAAAUGGGAAGAUAUUGGUGGUCUAAGUGAUGUAAAACAAGAGAUUUUAGACACAAUUCAGUUGCCUCUUCUGCGUCCUGAACUUCUAGCUGCUGGUCUGAGACGUUCUGGAAUACUCUUACAUGGUCCACCAGGGACAGGAAAAACAUUGAUUGCCAAAGCUGUUGCAACAGAAUGUUCUUUGAAUUUUUUCAGUGUCAGAGGACCUGAACUUAUGAACAAAUAUGUUGGACAAAGUGAAGAAAAUGUACGCAAAGUAUUCCAACAAGCUCGUGAUGCUGCACCAUGUGUUAUCUUUUUUGAUGAACUUGACUCAUUAGCCCCCAAUAGGGGUCGCAGUGGAGAUACUGGUGGUGUAAUGGACCGUAUUGUUUCACAGUUACUUGCUGAGCUUGAUGGAUUACACAAGUCAAAUAAUGUAUUUGUUAUUGGUGCAACAAAUCGUGUUGAUUUACUGGAUCCUGCACUGCUGCGACCUGGCAGAUUUGACAAAGUUCUUUAUAUGGGUGCUUCAAAAAACAAAGAGACACAAUUAAAGAUACUUCAAGCUGUUACAAGGAAAUUCAAACUUGGUAAUUUCUCACUGAAGUCUAUUGUGGACAAAUGUGAUCUAGAUUUGACUGGCGCUGAUUUUUAUGCCUUAGCAUCAGAUGCUUGGAUGAAUGCCACAAAAAAAAUCAUUCAAAAGUUAGAAGUUGGUCGUGAUGUAGAUACAUCCAAAAUAACUGUUGAAGAGUCUGAUUUUUUGGAAGCUUUAGGAAAUCUAGUUCCAUCUGUAUCUGAAAAUCAACAUGAACACUAUAAAAAUCUUCGGAAUACAUAUGCUACUUAAACUCUUGACUUUUUUUUGGAAUAUAUAUGCUAUUUGAGCACUGUUGUCAAGUAUUGGUAAUUGAAAAAAAAAAAUGAGAUCUUUAAUCAAAAACAUUUAUGAAACAAAAUUCUGAAUAUAUGAAAUUCAUUCAAUUUCACUAUUUAUUUUAAAAAUUCAUCUUUUUUUUCUUCUUUCAUAUUCACACAUCAUUGCUCGACAUAGACCUGAUCGCAUUAUUGCACUGUGUACUUGCAACAAAAGUGUCUAUUUGUUCCAAUAGUUGAUAUAUAGGUUUCAACUGCUGAGAAUUUAGCUUAAUUGUUCAGUUCCUUUUUGUGAUUUUCAACUUCUUUUAUAGCUUGUGAAUUUAUUUCAAUUAUGAAAUACUACGAAUCAUGAGUUAUGAUUAAUAUAUUCUACCCUACAUUGUAAACCAUGAAGAAAUACAAGUAUCUUUUCUUUUAAACAAAAUGAACAAAAUUGUUUUGUGUGAGUAAUGUGUGUGUGUGAGUGUAUGUAUUUGCAUAUUGCAAACAGGUGCAAUCCUGAACAGGUCCAUCCACAAAAACCUCCACCUUAUGCACCAAGAAGAAAUAUUUCUGUAAAACAGUAGCAACAAGUGAGACUGAUGAUUAGCUUCCAGUCCAGUUGCAUAUGGUGAAGGGAAGUAAAAUUUUUCCCUGUCUUUGGUUAAGAUACAAGUUUCUCAAAGUUAACAUUCCAAGAUGAUUUCAUAUAAACUUCCAAAUGUGAGGCACAGAGAAUUAAGGAAUCUUUUCUAAUUAUAGAUAAUAUAGAAUCCCAGUGUCUAGCAGGAUCCUAUUGUUGCUGGAUCACUCUGGGCAACAUCUAAUUAUUGCAGUUAUUUUUGCCAAGUUGCUCCACUUGAUUAAUGACAAAUAGUAAGGAAAACAGAAUAAAUAUACUGUUGUAUCCAGUU
Molecule: messenger RNA, 4449 nt
Organism: Octopus sinensis (East Asian common octopus)
Lineage: Eukaryota; Metazoa; Mollusca; Cephalopoda; Octopoda; Octopodidae
Product: peroxisome assembly factor 2-like
Exons: 1
Coding region: 189-3527 (1112 amino acids)
Biological process (GO): protein import into peroxisome matrix
Cellular component (GO): cytosol; peroxisomal membrane
Molecular function (GO): ATP binding; ATP hydrolysis activity
Source: RefSeq, a predicted model, not a curated record